Lontra canadensis (Northern American river otter) is the source of this 3318-nucleotide messenger RNA. It is a transcript of the gene FBXL16, whose product is annotated as F-box and leucine rich repeat protein 16. The transcript is spliced from 8 exons. Gene Ontology annotation, molecular function: protein binding. NCBI's taxonomy places the organism in Eukaryota, Metazoa, Chordata, Mammalia, Carnivora, Mustelidae. Gene Ontology annotation, cellular component: SCF ubiquitin ligase complex. Gene Ontology annotation, biological process: SCF-dependent proteasomal ubiquitin-dependent protein catabolic process. Bases 582 to 2033 code for a protein of 483 amino acids. The record is from RefSeq and is a predicted model, not a curated record.
CGCCGCCGGCGGCCGCGGAGGAGCGCAGGGAGGAGGGCGAGGGGAGGGAGGAGGCGCCCGCCCCGGCUCCCUGCAAAGCGGCCUUAUUUAUCUGGGCACUGCCUCAGCCUCCCCGGUGGGAGGCUCGGGGCAGCCGAUCCUCUCCCACCGGGGAGCUCCUCUCCGGGCGCGGCCGAGGGGGCCGGCCAGGCCGGGGCGCGGGGCGCGGCAGGGCCCUGCCGGCCAGGCCAGCACCUCGGCCGCCUCCCCGCUUCGCCAGCGCCCAUGCCUGGCUCCCCAUGACGAGAAGACGCCCGGCGGACGGCGUGGCAUGAGCCAGGUGCCCGGGCCGAGCGUUAGCUCCUGGUGCUUAUUUCUAAAGGAGGAGGCAGUCCACAUCAGAUUGGCAGCUGACCCUACCCCAUCCUAACGAGAAACUCCAGGCAGGUCUUCUGAGCCUCACUGCGUGCAGUAGCAGAAGGACCCAUCGCUGACCACAAGCUCAGUUCUCUCCUAAAGCUCUGACCCCUGGACCAAGAUGUGGCUGUUUCCAGUUUUGAACCACGGAGCAAGGGAUUCUCAGGCUGGAUUGAGCGAGGAAGAUGUCGAGCCCAGGUGUGGACGGCGACCCCAAGCCUCCAUGCUUGCCUCGCAACGGCCUGGUGAAGCUGCCAGGCCAGCCCAACGGCCUGGGUGCAGCCAGUAUCACCAAGGGCACACCAGCUGCUAAGAACCGCCCCUGCCAGCCCCCUCCCCCACCUACCCUCCCACCACCCAGCCUGGCUUCCCCACUGCCACGGGCUGCCCUGGCUGGGGGCCUAUGCCCCCCACCGGGGCUCCCCCUUGGUGGACCAGCCUCAGCCCCUGUUCCCGGGCCCCCAGUGGAGCGGCCACCACUGGCCACAGACGAAAAGAUCCUCAAUGGCCUCUUCUGGUACUUCUCAGCUUGUGAGAAGUGUGUGCUGGCCCAAGUGUGCAAGGCCUGGCGGCGUGUGCUCUACCAGCCCAAAUUCUGGGCAGGCCUCACCCCUGUGCUGCAUGCCAAGGAGCUCUACAACGUGCUGCCUAGUGGCGAGAAGGAGUUUGUGAACCUGCAGGGCUUCGCUGCGCGUGGCUUUGAGGGUUUCUGCCUGGUUGGCGUCUCCGACCUGGACAUCUGUGAGUUCAUCGACAACUAUGCCCUCUCUAAGAAGGGUGUCAAGGCCAUGAGCCUCAAGCGCUCCACCAUCACAGAUGCCGGCCUGGAGGUGAUGCUGGAGCAGAUGCAGGGCGUCGUGCGUCUGGAGCUGUCCGGCUGUAACGACUUCACCGAGGCGGGGCUGUGGUCCAGCCUGAGCGCACGCAUCACCUCACUGAGCGUCAGCGACUGCAUCAACGUGGCCGACGACGCCAUUGCGGCCAUCUCGCAGCUGCUGCCCAACCUGGCGGAGCUGAGCUUGCAGGCCUACCACGUGACGGACACGGCGCUGGCCUACUUCACAGCACGCCAGGGCCACAGCACGCACACGCUGCGCCUGCUCUCCUGCUGGGAGAUCACCAACCACGGCGUGGUCAACGUGGUGCACAGCCUGCCCAACCUCACGGCGCUCAGCCUCUCUGGCUGCUCCAAGGUCACCGACGACGGCGUGGAGCUCGUGGCCGAAAACCUGCGCAAGCUGCGCAGCCUUGACCUUUCGUGGUGCCCGCGCAUCACCGACAUGGCGCUGGAGUACGUGGCCUGCGACCUGCACCGCCUGGAGGAGCUGGUGCUGGACAGGUGUGUGCGCAUCACGGACACUGGCCUCAGCUACUUGUCCACCAUGUCGUCCCUCCGCAGCCUCUACCUGCGAUGGUGCUGCCAGGUGCAGGACUUCGGGCUGAAGCACCUCCUGGCCAUGAGGAGUUUGCGUCUCUUGUCUCUGGCAGGCUGCCCGCUGCUGACCACCACCGGGCUGUCGGGCCUGGUGCAGCUGCAGGAGCUGGAGGAACUGGAGCUGACCAACUGCCCCGGGGCCACCCCCGAGCUCUUCAAGUACUUCUCGCAGCACCUGCCCCGCUGUCUCGUCAUCGAGUAGCGCGGGCCUCCCCGCCCCCGGAGCACGAAGCCGCCACGCUCCGGGCGGGGACGCCUUCUCCCGGCCCUGCCCUCGAGGAGCCCUCGCGCCCUCGGCCCAGCGCGGGAGGCAGGGCGAACCCAGUGAAAGCGCCCCCCACCGCGCCCCUCCUGGCCCCGCCCGGGCAAGGGGGGGCGGCGGGCGGGCCCAGCCCCACGCACGCACGCACACUCGGGGACUCUGUGCAUGCCCCUCGUGCCCGCACUGCACGCCCGCCCUCCACCGCACCACAGCCGCCUCCAUCUUUCGUCGACCCUCUUGGGGGAGAGGCAGGGGUCGGGCUCGGUCCUGGGGGCCGCUUUGAGCUCUCCUGACGGCCCCCCUUACCGCCUUCCCCGCCACACCCCGCUCUGUCUCCCCCGCUGUACCCCCAUCUCGGGCAGGGCCCAGAGGGAUUGAGGGGAGCUGGGUCCCCCAGGACACAGGGGCCAGAAGAGCCCCAAGGGCUUCCCGCAUCUUCCACUGCACCGUGCCUGGAGCCCUCGGAGGGGUUCGAGGGGGAACAGGCCACCGCCAAAGCCAUGGCCCGCCAAGGAGCCCAAGUCCCCUCUGCCCUUGCCCCACUUCAUGCCAGCCUGACCCAAGAGACCUCCCCUUUUCCUUGCCGCUGUAGGAGGCAGCCCCCUGCUCGCCCCAUCCCCACCUGCAGGCCUACAGGUCCUUGGGCCAGGCUAGGGAAGAACUGUGUUUGAGGGAGGGACAGACUGGCUGACGAUCUUGCUAUAAUCAACGUUAACCAAGCCGGCUGUAGCUUACCUCAACCGGGGGGUGGGGGGGGGAUAUACAACCACCUUGACAGACCACAAGCUGGAGCGACCCUCAGGCCCGGCAGGCCUUGCACGCAGUCCUGAUGGACCCCAACCACAGCCCCUGUAGCCAGCCAGGCCCAGCCUCCUCAGUGCCACACUGUAUCCCGGGUGGGUCUCUGUCUGGUGGAGGCUGGACAAAUGGGCCCCAGCCAAGGCCCAGCCAGCAAGUCCAGUCUUAUAAGUGGCCAACACACCCCCAGCACCCAGCGGAGGGAGGGCUCCUUUCUAGCUGCCCCCUCCCCUUCCCAGCUUCCAAAACCUCCGCCUGCCCAGGUGGGCUCUGGCCAUGUUCUGUCCAGUUCCAAGACACAUGCGAGCCCUGGGGAGACACUGGCACAUCUUGGCAAUUGCUGAGGAGGGGGCUGGGACCCCUUCCCAUCCCAACCUUGAGCCCCAGGAAGUACGGUGCCCACACCCAAUCUUGGGACAACCCCCCC